GCAAAAUUAAGAAAUAUAAAUCGCGACGGCUGGUCAAACUUGAAACACGCCCCGUUCCCCACAUCAACUAUCUGCUGGAGUUGACAUGCUUAGGUUGGCUGUACUUUAGCUGCCAGUCGACGAGACACGCUUAGGGAUUAUCUGGAACCGUCCACCCCAAGUACCGACUUACCUGUCCUUUUUUUGCCUCUACCCUUUUCCCCUUUCUUUAACCAUCGUCAUCAGCUUCCUUUUUCUUUCUUGAAUUCUACAAAACUUCCUAGCCUCCCUCCGGUUUCUAUGUUGAGCGCCGCCCGCAAGACCCUGAACCGCGUUCCCAGUUUUCAGGAUAUCCUACAAGGCAGGAUGACCCAUCCAGACAUUUCCGUCGAUGUUCUUGUCAUCGGUGCAGGCCCAACUGGGUUGGGUGCUGCGAAGCGACUGAACCAGAUCGUACGCGACCCAACACGAACGAGCCCGUGUCUCGGAAUCUGAUGGAAUUGACACCUUAUCGUUUUUUUGUAACAGGAUGGCCCCUCUUGGUUGAUUGUCGAUGCCAAUGAGACCCCUGGUGGUCUGGCUUCUACCGACGUUACCCCCGAAGGCUUCCUCUUCGAUGUUGGUGGCCACGUUAUUUUCUCCCACUACAAAUACUUCGAUGACUGUCUAGACGAGGCAUUGCCCAAGGAGAGCGAUUGGUACCAGCAUCAGCGUAUCUCCUACGUCCGUUGCAAGGGCCAAUGGGUUCCCUAUCCUUUCCAGAACAACGUCUCCAUGCUCCCCAAAGAAGAUCAGGUUAAGUGCAUCGAUGGCUUGAUUGACGCCGCUCUCGAAGCUCGCGUGUCCAACUCUAAGCCCAAGACCUUCGAUGAGUGGAUUCUCCGUCAGAUGGGCACUGGCCUGGCUGACCUCUUCAUGAGACCUUACAACUUCAAGGUCUGGGCUGUACCGACAACUAAGAUGCAAUGCGCCUGGCUUGGUGAGCGUGUUGCCGCACCGAACGUGAAGGCCGUCACCACGAACGUCAUCCUGCAGAAGACCGCCGGUAACUGGGGUCCUAACGCCACUUUCCGCUUCCCUGCCCACGGAGGCACUGGUGGUAUCUGGACCGCCGUCGCAGACACUCUGCCCAAGGAGAAGACCCGUUUCGGUGAUAAGGGAAAUGUCGUCAAGGUCAAUGCUAACAACCGCACCGUCGUCCUGAAGGACGGUACCACCAUCGGCUACGAGAAGCUUGUCUCCACCAUGGCGGUCGAUUUCCUGGCUGAGAAGAUGGGCGAUAAGGAGCUCGUCGAUCUGAGCAAAGACCUCUUCUACUCCUCCACCCAUGUCGUUGGUGUCGGUAUUCGUGGAGAGCGCCCUGAACGGAUUGGUGACAAGUGUUGGCUCUACUUCCCCGAGGAUAACUGCCCCUUCUACCGGGCCACCAUCUUCUCCAACUACUCCCCCUACAACCAGCCUGCUGCGUCCAAGAAGCUACCCACCCUGCAGCUGGCCGAUGGCUCCAAACCUCAGAACACGGAGCCCCAGAAUGGCCCGUACUGGUCCAUCAUGCUGGAGGUUUCUGAGUCCUCGAUGAAGCCUGUGAACUACGAGACACUCCUGGCCGAGUCCAUCCAGGGCCUCGUCAACACCGAGAUGCUGAAGCCCACGGACGAGAUUGUCUCCACGUACCACCGCCGCUUCGACCACGGUUACCCCACUCCAUCCUUGGAGCGCGAGGGAGCUCUUACGAAGAUCCUGCCCAAGUUGCAGGAGAAGAACAUCUGGUCGCGUGGUCGCUUCGGCAGCUGGCGCUACGAGGUCGGCAAUCAGGACCACUCUUUCAUGCUGGGCGUGGAAGCGGUCGACAAUAUUGUCAACGGAGCGGUCGAGCUGACCCUCAACUACCCCGACUUCGUCAACGGACGACAGAACACCGAGCGACGACUGGUCGACGGAGCGCAAGCGUUUGCCAAGAAGAAGGCUGUGCAAUAG
Monascus purpureus is the source of this 1956-nucleotide messenger RNA. The record is from the annotation of a GenBank genome assembly. NCBI's taxonomy places the organism in Eukaryota, Fungi, Ascomycota, Eurotiomycetes, Eurotiales, Aspergillaceae.